Molecule: messenger RNA, 6713 nt
Organism: Paramuricea clavata
Lineage: Eukaryota; Metazoa; Cnidaria; Anthozoa; Malacalcyonacea; Plexauridae
Source: the annotation of a GenBank genome assembly
GAUCAGUGACUGUCUUUCGAACACCAAUGUGUCAUGCGCAGAACAAAGAGUAUUCGUGGCAGCAGUAGCAAUGGUGGAAAAUAUUAGAACGUGAAUUUAGUAUUUAAUAUAUUGUUCAUCAAAGUGAUCUAUGGCUAAUUUAACUAUAACUGACGAUGAUUCAGUGUUAUCUGAUAGCAUAAACCAUGAUGAAAGUCAAGAUGUGUAUAAGAAGUGUUUCACGUUGCGUGAUUAUUAUAAACAAUGUCUGAGUUUCUAUCACAAAGGUGAGUUGUUGAAAGUUUUCGUAUUGUUGCUUUGUACAAUUCCUCAACUCCAAGAAUAUUUAGACGAUAUUCCUGGGGUUGAACAAAGUGAAAUAGCUGAGAGCGUGAACUAUGUAAGCGUGAAAUGACUGUUAGUGAGGCAAGCAUUCGAUUGUUUAAUAUUUUCCACUUGCAUCAGUUGCAUGUAGACCCCAAAGUGGAUAUUUCCAAAUUUCAUGUACAAUUUUCAGGAGGUAUACAGCGCAGAGUUUUGUCAUGGCGGCAUCUGGCUGGCACAAUGCAAAACUUUAAAAGCAAUAGUAUUAUAAAUAAUUCAAAGUCAAUUGUGAAGAUUUCACCUGUUUAUUAAGUUUCAAAGAUCUUCAAAGGAAAUAGAUUUGCUAGAUAAUCCUCUUGAUGAGUAAAAUGUCUGGACAUUUAUAGACAGAGUAAAAUAAUAAAGUAGGGUGCAUCAGGUGCAAUGCAACAUAAUGGAUUAACUAGGCACAUGGGCAAGAAAGCUGCAGGUUGAGAGAGAUACGACUACCUGAAAAAUACAAGCAGAAAUUUUGAGUGAAGGAACCUUAUACGUCAGGGCUGCAAAUAAAUAUUUGACUUGACAGGACAUUUGUCCGAUCACUUUUAAUUUUCGUCGGACAUAACUUGAAUUUGGUCAGACAUAUAUAUGUUGCACAAGAUAUAUAGGUAUAUAUAAGUCACGAGACAAGUAUGCAUGUACAGCCAUUCCGGUGCAACGUUAAGUAAAAUGCUAGAAUGCCUCGUAAGUUUUAUUGCAAAACGUAAAUUGAGUGAAUUUGCAAUCGGAUUUUGUCAAAGCAAAAAAAAUGUAUAAUGUGACAAUAUAUUUUUUUGCUUGGACAUUUGCCAGAUUUAGUCGGACAUUGUCCGAUGUCCUACAGUAAUUUGCAGCCCUGUAAGUACAAAUAAAAUGUCUUGCAAUUUGUAACAAGUCCCGUAAUCUGUCCUGUGAUGAGAUAUCAUGUUAGUACUUUAGCAUUGUGCCCUAAUUGUGCCCUACUUUAUUAUUUUACUCUGUCAAAUGCCAGAUGAUUUUACAUGUCAAAGGGAAAGCACUGGCACUCAAUGGGUAUAAUGUUUUUGUUUGUAUUGCAUUAGUAUAUAUUAGUAAUUUAUUGUUUAGUUUAUUGAGUUUCUCACUCUUCUAUAAUUGUUUUAUAAAUUACACCCAUGUGUCUUGUAUAUGUAACACCCAGCAUGUUGGCAAUGUUAAAUAAAUAAAUAAACAAAUAUUAUAACCAUAUAUAAUUGAUUAAAAAUACCAGGAAGUACAGGAAUUAAGGCAAGUUCUCUUUUGCUAGCUGUUUUGACAUGAACAUUUAUAUGCAAAAGUUGGUUGUUUUUUAAUAGGAAAAGAUGUAAUAAAAAUAACAUAUCAAGAUAAAAUCAGAUUGACUGCUCUCUGGAAACAAGCGUCUGUUGGGAAAUAUGAUCCAUCAAAAAUCCCUGAAGUUGGCUAUUUUGAUGUUGUUGGGAAUGACAGAAAGUAAGUUUCAUGAAUUGUGUUUAUAUUAAUAAUAUUUUAAAUACAUUUUUGAUAUCUGUGUGUUUUGUAAUAUUAUUUAAGAGGAGAAUCUUUUGUAUGUUUUGUAACACACGCUCAAAACUAAUCAAUAUUAUACUUUUCCACUUGGUUAUGAGUAUAUUCAGUUUUGUACAUUUUCCAACUGGCAAACAAGAACUUAAAAAGUAUAUUUAGUGCUUUGUCUGUAAAAUUGUACUAAAUUGAAGAGAUUUUGGAUGGUAUGCCAAGGUGUAAAAAAAACAACUUGUGGUUCCGGUUCCCGACGACCCUAUUUUUUUCUGCCGACCCUAUUAUUUUUUCAACGCGAUUGACCAUGCGACCCUAUUUUCUCCGGGUGGUUGCGUGCUGCUCAUACAUAGCAUGCCAAAAUGGCGUCUGUUGUCACACUAAUUAUUGAACCAAGUUGCCUAAAUUCGUCCAUAGGAAAUACGCAUCUCUAGUUUAAUAUUGAUGUCGGGACUCUACUGCAAAUCGCCCAACAAAAACCACCAAAACCAUGAAAAAAAUAUUUUAAAAAAAAAAUUUCCAACCUACCGACCCUAAUUUUUUCACGAUAUGAAACCAGAACCACAGGUAUUUUUUUUUUUUUACACCCAAAGAGAAAAUGAUGUCUGAAGUCCAAUAAGUUUUGCUUAUAUUGCUGUACAAAUAUAUGGCAUCAAUUGUACAGAUAAUUGUAUUUAAAUUGACAGUAUUUAACUAUUAUUCUCAUUCUGUGUUUUUUUAUCAAUUGGCAGAUACAUUCAAAAAGUUGGCUAAUUGUGUAAACUACAGAAUAAAGCUAAAACAAAGUAAUUUUGAGAGGAACACCAAAAAGAUUUAAUGUUUUGAACAAUUUUCAUGACAAAUAGACAACAUUGAAAAAUAAAAAAAAAACUGCCUGAUAAAUAAAAUGGAGUUGGAAGUUUUGAAUCCUUAUAGUACUUUAUUCUGACUAAUUCCCAAUUAGGAUAGCUUGGGAAGGUCUUGGAGAUAUGGCUAAAGAAAAAGCGAUGGAAGAGUUUUGUAGUUUGGUGGAGAAGAUAGCACCAGAGUUGGAGGCAUACCUUGAAGCCCAGUGUCGGGAGAUAGAGGAAAAUAGAAGAAAGAAACUCGAAGAAGAGCGGAGAAAAAGAGAAGAGGAAGAACAAAGGAGGAGAGAAGAAGAAGAGAGACUGGAACGAGAGAGAUUGUUGAAGAUUGAAGAGCAGAAGAGAAGGGAAGAGGCUGAAAGAGAAGAACAGAGGUUUGGUUCAUGAUUUUUACUCCUUAGUUUUCAUGUUUUUUAAAGUAAUGAAGUUACAACUCACCUAUGACAAUGUAGGCUAGUUUUGUGCUUGAUUUAUACGGAGUACAAGUAGGUUGCAUGUGACAGUUUUAGGCAAAAGUUGUGUAGUGUAAAGCAGCUUAUUUGUAAAUCUAAAACUGGGCAUAGACACCUGGAUGCGAGUCAUUGUUUAGUGCCAUACAUUUUAGGAAGAAGGAAGAAAGUCUAAAAGCUGAACAAGAGAGGACAUCAUUGAUACAAGCCAAACCCCAGGUAGCUUCUUUAAAGCUAUUAUUAAUUUUUAAACUCCUAUUGUUUGGUUUACAUGUAGUAUAUAAUUGUUAAUUUAUGGUGGAUCCAAAUGAUGUGUUCUGAGUUGAUUAAAAUUGUAGUUGAAUCAUGUAACUUGAUUAAAAUAGAGUAUCUUAGUAUUUUAAAAUGUAUCAAGGUCAUACAGUACUUUCAUGUUUCACAUAUCAAUAGGGACAAAAGUUGUCUUGAAACCUGAAACUCAAAAUCAAAGUUGAAGAUAGCAUAUACACUAAGUGAACGUUUCUGUACAAUGUACUGUAAAAUAUUACUCACUGCUGCUUAAAAGAUAUUUGUACACUUUGUAUUUAGGCAAUUUAAGAGUUUUAAAAAGUGAAAGCAACAGAAAACCAGCUAUUCUUUCUCCCAUUCAACGGAAUAUUUAACAAUUAUUCGCCAAAAGCGAGGUGAUUAUCGGGGAAUAUUCGUCGAGACGAAGUCGAGGUGAAUAUUUCCCAAUAAUCACCGAGCCUGAUGCAAAUAAUAGUUUUAGUAUUUUUGUGUUUUUUUUGGGACUGAAUUUAUUUUAAUUUCGCUUGUUUUUUUAUCAGUAUAACGUCCACAAAACGGCUAGCCGCCAUUUUGAAAAUUUCGGUUUUGUUAUAUUCACCUGUACUCUGUAGGUGAAUAUAACAGCUUAAUACGUAAAAUUUGACCAAUCAACUUGUAGGAUUUGUUAUGUUCACUUCUGCAAAAAUACUAAUUAACCUUAUUAUCCUGUUGCCCUAUGUUCAGGUGAAUGGGUCACCAUCUAUUGCCCCAGCUUCACUGUGGUCACGUCCUAAAGUUCAAGAGUUCAUCCAACACGUGAGAACAGACCCUGGUUCUGUCUUAGUUGUUGGCAGAGGAGAAACAAUCACUGUGCGUGUACCAACGCAUGAGAACGGUAAGAAAUGAAAUUUGAAUAAAUUUUGCCAAAUGGCUCAAAUCAUCUGCUGAAAAAUGUUUUCUGGGCGCCUCAACUGGGAAUCGAACCCAAGGACAAGGUUUAACGUCCUACACUAUAGCGCUCUGACCACUGAGCCAACGCGGGAUAUCUAAUUUAGAGCGAAACGUACACGAAACGUACACUGCAUGUAUUCCAGGUUCGUGUUCGUAUUUUAGCCAAUCAGCGCUCAGAAAGGGUUGUCUGAAUAGAAAUCCAUUUUGAUGUAUUCAGUCAAUUAUAUCUUUCGUUAUUCUUUAUGAAACUAGUUGAAAUUUUGUAAUUAUGUUUAGUUAUGAGAACUAUAGCUCUGACAAAAAUAUGGAAUCGAAAUAAAGUAUAUUACAGGAGAUAUUCAGUUGUUUUAAUCAUAAAAUGGAUUUCUAUUUGACAACUAGUGCCAGUACUUUUCCGCGUAUCAAGAUCAUCUGGUUCUGUAACAACAGAUUGGUUAAAACAAUCAACAAAUUGGUUGUCUCAGAUUUAUUUCAACCAGUUUAUUGGUUAUAAUGCUUUUUGUUUGUGGAAACACCACGCAAAAUUUAUUACUGCAGUAAUAAAUUUACGAAUUACGUGGUGUUUCAAUAAACAAAAAGUAUUAUAUGUUUUAUCGCCAUGCAAUCCAACAAAGAACUUGAUUUAUUGGUUGUUUCAACUAAUCUGUUUUUACAGUGUAUAAGUUUUCCACAUGGAGUCGAAUCACUUGCCGAAAAAUGUUUUCAGCAAAUGGUUAGAGCUCAGUGAUUAGAGCACUGGUCCGUUAUACCAGAGACCUUGGAUCCGAUUCCUGGUUGGGAUACUCGGAAAACAUUUUUCAACCAGUGAAUCGACUCCAUUUGGAAAAAAACCAUGCCACACUGUACACAGCUGAAGGAGAACAAGCAACAAGCAAUAUUUUGGUUUGUUUGGAAACAUAACAUUGACAUAUUUCGUCUUUUAGGUACUUGCUUAUUUUGGGAAUUUGCGACAGAAACAUACGAUGUUGGAUUUGGGGUUAGUUUUGAAUGGACAUUGCCGUCGUCUGAAGCAAUUACUGUCGAAGUUCAUGAGGAUGAAGACGGCGAGACGGUACAAGAUGGCGAACACGAUGAAACACAGAAACAAAGAAUUGAUGAGAUCCUUCCAACGAUACGCCGACCUUGCAAUGAGGAAGUAAUGGUAGGAAGCCAUUUAUACCCUGGACGUGGAGUGUACCUCCUGAAAUUUGACAAUUCAUAUUCGCUAUUUCGAUCAAAAACACUAUUUUACAGAGUAUAUUAUACACGAUAAUUUAUUCAAGCAGAGCAAGGUCUGGAUCUGAAGAAAUGAUAAAUAUUACAACGGGCAAUUUCAUUUGAAUAUUUUCAAAGCAUGUACAUGUGCGAUCCGUAUAUAAGCGAAUUUUGACGUAGUCGUAGAGCUCGCGAGGUUCGAAUUUGAUAUUUUAAAAGUGCUAUUGUAGUUGAUGAAAAUAUGGUCUGGAAACACCGCCAAAGCCUUUGCUCUUGCCUUUUAUUCAUAUGCAAACUUGACAAUAAAGCAAUCAUCCAAUAUGACAUCUUCUGGUCGAAUCGCUCACUGUUGAAAUAUUAAUAAGCAAAAAUCAAACGAUUUGUGCAUAAGGAAUUGAAAUGAAUAGUAAAAUUACUCAAAUAUAUGAACAAAUGUAGUCAAUACUCGGGGAUUUUUGCAAUGUUUGGGAUUAUCCCAAACCACCCUGUCGACAUGUGACACCCACGUAGAAAACCCACAACUUUCGGUAUGGCGUUCACUUUUCACAUGUGACAAAUGUCUUCAACUCCGCAACGAGAUUUUUUCCCAACGAAAACCAACGAUCUCAAAGGUGAAAGGCGCUCACCACCGAAUCCUCUAUAAUAAUAACUUGUUGCUCUUAAGUAUUUUAUUUAGGUGCUAAAGCUAAAAUUUUCCAAUUGUUAGUUUGCGGUUUAUAUAUCCAGCCCGAAACACCCACAAUGAAAUUUCAAUGAAAAAGGCGGGAGUUUUAAACAUGCACUUAUAUAGGCCCAAGCCUGUUGGGGGAAAAAGUUGUCUUGUUUUUGAAUUUUGAUAAAUUUUCAGCUAGUUGAUUGGUAAUACAUACUGUUUAAAAAUAUGUCGUCAUAUUUUAGACGUAACACAAUAAAUGCCAAAUGUAACUUGAAAACAGGGCAUUUUUCGCUAACACAGCAUGGAAGAAAGCAAAGACGUUGACAAUUGCAACAGUGCUCUAUAAAUUUUAUUCAAGACAUUCACCUGUGUUAUGAAUUUAAAAAUUUCUGUUUUCUGUCUCAAAACAUUUGCAUGUGUGUGGUUACUGGUUAUACUUCUUGUUCAUGGUUAAGUUACCUGUAUCAGUUUUAAAAAACAUAUGUGAUGUAAUUUACAGCACGGUACAGCGAGCUUACUUGUUAUUCUGCUCAUGCUGUUUUCGCUCAUAAAUCAGUC